Molecule: messenger RNA, 2608 nt
Organism: Trichobilharzia regenti
Lineage: Eukaryota; Metazoa; Platyhelminthes; Trematoda; Strigeidida; Schistosomatidae
Source: the annotation of a GenBank genome assembly
AUGAUAGUAUGCAUAUGUGACCUUGAAGUGGUCAGCAUCUUCAAAAAAGGUCGUGUGAGCCAUUAUUCAUUGCCUUUUGCACAUUGGUCAAACUUUGCAGCGAAGAUGAAUGUUGACAAGGGGAAGUCUGUUAUUUCAAACGGGCUGCUCAAUGAGUGUAAUAAAUCCAAUUUCAGUGAAACGAAUUUACCUGGACAACUAAAUAACAUCCACAUGGAAAAUGAUUCACUUAAAACUGUUCCUACUGAAUUUUUUCAAUGCUCAUCAAAAUCGAGAGAUCAUUCAGGAAUUUCUGACACUUAUACCUCCCAUUCUAACCAUAAACCAUGCAACUGCGCCAAAUCUCAUUGUCUCAAACUGUAUUGCGGAUGUUUUGCUCGAGGCAGUGCUUGCAAUAACUGCAACUGUACUAACUGUAUGAACAAUGGUCUUCAUGAAGAAGAUCGUCGGAGGGCAAUAGAACUCACUUUGGAAAAAAAUCCACUGGCAUUUCAUCCGAAAGUCGGCGACGGCGAACGACGACACUCAAAAGGGUGCAACUGCAAAAAGUCCGGCUGCCUGAAAAAAUAUUGCGAAUGUUAUGAGGCGAAAAUUGCGUGUUCUAACUUAUGUCGGUGUCAGGGAUGUCGAAACGCUGCAAAGGAACACAUGCAGCCAAAAUCAGACGCCAAUUCCCCUGGGACUAGUCACUCACUAUUACACAAAAGUCGAGAUACAUUUUGUUACAAGGAGAAUCGUGUCCAACUACCACCUGCUAACGAAGCUUUCAGAGGAAUAUUGGGUACACUCAAAUCAAAUCUACCUACUGAACAUGGAUAUAUAAACAGACCAAAAUCGGUAAUCUGAGUUUCCAAGUCAUAUUUUUAAGUUUAUUUCCUACGAAUCAAUUAAGGCAGCAUGCAGCUGUAUGCUUGCUCACGCCAAUGAAGCUGCACUCAGAAAUCUUUCCGACUAUGAACAAGAAAAGGUUAUCAUAGAUGAAUUUCUAAGAUGCUCUGAGCAAAUAAUCCAGCCAAUCAUUAGCGUUUGAGUAAUGUAUUGUGUGUUUACGUUAAUCGUGUUAAUGUUUUCACACUUCGGUUGCACUUUGUCUUCUUCAUUCAGUUUAGAACCUUUGGUCGAUUCUGCAAAAUUUCAAAACGAGUUUUCACUUUCUGGUUUUGUUAUACCUCUUAACAUCUUUUAUACUGAUGACAAGUAUCGCAUAAUACCAUGAAUAUGACCGAGGAUGAUUGCUCUACAAGUAGUAAACAAUGCGAAAAUGCAAAUUCUCCAUGUAGAGCCGAAGAUGUUGGCUAUAAUGCUUCAUGCUCAUCCAAGAAAAUUCAACAACGAGCACUAUGUGACAUAACUGGGCAAACCAAUUUUUCGAGAAAAAUCAGUAUGGGCUUCGAAGUGCUAAUUUGCCGAAUUUUAUAAUUGUUACAAGUUUUGAAGAACUUCCAGGUAACUACAACGAAAAUUCCUCAAAAACCACCUAGGAGCAUCCCAGAAGUGAGUAAAUGAAGAUUGUGUGCUCAGCUUUUCAAUAACUGUUUUCUGUAAUGUAAUUAUGAAUAUUUCAAUAAAUAUGUACCAGUUUACUUUAUUUUACAUAUUGCAUAAAUAAACAUUAUAAUAAUCUCAGAGAAAUGUAAAAUUGUUGGAGCAAGCAGCACUACAUUAGUUAUGAUUCAGUCGGGAUAUAGCGAAGAGCAACGAGUUUAAAUAUGACACAACUUGGUCAGUGUCAUAACUGUUGGUUUGACAUUCGUAAUGGUGUGCAGUCGACCUUAAUGUAAAUCUAGAUAUUAUUUAGUUAAGUAUUUGUAACCUUUAGUGAUGUGACAGAGAUUCGUCCAAAAAUGUGAAGAUAUAUUUAAUUUGAAUACGUGCGUUUAUCUUGAUUUACACAGCUGGAUUCUUCCAAUCCUCCCGAAUGUGUCAUCUGCUUGAUGUACGCAAAUUUUGAACAAUGGAAAGUCAAUCACCAAAGAAGUGGAGCAAAGAAAACACUGGGCUACAGAAGACUUCUAAAUCGACCGCCACCUACAACGCAUCCAACAAUACCAACAACGGAAGCGGAACUACCAGUGAACAUCGACGAAAUCAGAAGUCCUGAAUGCAAUCAAGAUGCUAAAAGCUGGGAAAGCAGCAAGACCAGAUGGAAUCCUAGCAGAAGCAUUGAAAAUGGACCCAGAGACAACAGUGGACUUGGUGACGCCAUUGCUGAAGAAGGUGUGGAAAGAGGGCAAGGUACCCGAGGAUUGGAAGAAAGGAUACUUAUUCAAACUAGCAAAGAAAGGAGACUUAAGUCAAUACAAAAACUGGCGCGGAAUUAUGCUACUGUCCAUUCCAAGCAAAAUACUAAGCCGCAUCAUCCUGGAGAGAAUCAAACACGUCGCCCUGGAUGAAAAACUUCGACCGGAACAAGCUGCAUUGAGGAGAAAGAAGUCAUGUAUUGAUCAAAUCGCCACUCUACGCAUCAUCAUUGAACAAAGCUUGGAAUGGAAGUCACCUCUCUAUCUCAACUUCAUCGACUUUGAAAAGGCUUCGACAGCGUCGAUCGAGAGGUCAUUUGGCAACUACUUCGCUACUACGGGUUGCCAUCGACAAUUAUACAUCUCAU